Molecule: messenger RNA, 2287 nt
Organism: Hyposmocoma kahamanoa
Lineage: Eukaryota; Metazoa; Arthropoda; Insecta; Lepidoptera; Cosmopterigidae
Gene: Git
Product: ARF GTPase-activating protein GIT2
Exons: 12
Coding region: 189-2138 (649 amino acids)
Biological process (GO): regulation of ARF protein signal transduction; brain development
Molecular function (GO): GTPase activator activity; protein binding
Source: RefSeq, a predicted model, not a curated record
GAAAAUACUCCAAAAUCAAAAUCUAGUCUUUUCUUGUUAAAAUAGAAUAGGUGAAAGUACUUAGAGCGCCAUCUAGUUUUAAUACGGCAAAACAGUAAGAACCCUAGAACUCGAACAAAGAUCCGUCAUGGGCGUCCAUCAACCGCGGGUUGCUGCUUUGCGCGGAAUGUUGCAGCGUUCAUCGGAGCAUGGGCCGACACAUCUCUCAUAUAAAAUCUUUACGACAGGGUACUUGGCCUCCUUCGCUCUUAGCUAUGGUCCAAGCCCUAACGGCCCAAAACGCGAACAGUAUCUGGGAACAUUCACUGCUUGAUACUUCAGCUCCUAAACACUUGAGGAAGAAGCCACAGCCUAAAGACCCUUUGCACCCAACAAAGUCUGAAUUCAUCUUAGCUAAGCAUCUUCGCCUAGCCUAUGUGUUGCGGGCACGUCGUGAUGAACCACCCAGUGAAUUAGGCAGACAGUUACACAGUGCAGUGAGAAGUUCCUCUCUUGACACUGCCUUGAGGUUGCUGGCACAGGGGGCUGAUCCUAAUUACUAUAACCAGGAGAAAGGAACAGCAUGUCUCCACGUAGCGUGCCGCGCGGGACAGCCGGCGCAGGCCGAGUUGCUGGUCGCGUGGGGCGCCGACCCUACCGUCAGGGAUCACUCAGGACUAGUACCUGCUGAUUGUGCCAGGCAAGGCGGUCACGCCGAGCUGGCUGACCGAAUGACAGAGCUGGUAUAUGAAGCCACCGACCGGAUGAUAUAUUUCUUAACGGGCGAGAAGCCUGAACACGCAGCAGGACGACACUACAUCGUGCCGAGGGCGCACGACACGCACGAGAUGACCGAUGUCGCGAAGGCCGCUAGGGGGAAGCUGCAGCUGCUUCCUAAUCACCUAUUUGAAGAACUCGUAAUGGACAUCUAUGACGAGAUCGAUCGCCGAGAAACUGAAGCAAUCUGGCAAACCAGCGCGACAGGCCUCGAGCGCUGCGGCGUGGUGUUCCUCCCUGUCAACCCGGCACUGUCAGCUCCUCGGAACCAGGGCAGGCAGAAGCUGGCAAGACUGUCCACCGCUGAGAUGGCCACGCUGCUGCGGGACGUGCUCGUCGACGCGACCAGACGGCAGCACAUUGCCACUCUUCAGCCUAGAGCUCCAACUGGUCCUCUGAUAAACCCUCUCCUGUGUGCAAGCCACCUGAAGCACAUAUCGCAGAUGUCAGACGACGAGCCUCUGUACGACUCCGUGGCGUCAGACGACGAUUAUGCGGCUCUAGCACCCAUCGACUUGGACAUGAAUAUUGUUCCUCGGUCAGGCGAGACAGUGUCAUCCAUGUACAAUGCUUCCCUACCAACGCAAAGCACUGAUUUCGACGUACGCCGAUCGCCAAGUCACGCCCAAACCGACGCUCACCCGCAAGAAAUAGAGUCCUUAAAAAAAGAACUCAACAGCAGAGACUCCACAAUAACCGAACUCAAGAAUCAAUUAAAAAACUUACAAUCCAUAGUCGAACAAUUAACUAAAGAGAACAGCGUUUUGAAAACCAGCUCGAUUGACGACGAGAGUGUGACGUCACUAGUCGAAUCUACCAAUGGCAACGCGGAAUCGAAACCCCAGGAGAGGGGGAAAAGUCUUGAUACAGAAUUGACGAAGUCCGAAGACGAUGCGAAGCAGUUGAAAUGUACGCAAAGACCGGUCAGUAUGUAUGAGACUAGAGAGGGACCAAAGAAUAACUGGCAGGUUACUAAACAUCAGCUGACGACCCUCAGCAGCCUCGACCGCUCGCUGACGCAGAGCGUCCUGGAGGGCGCGGGCGAGCUGGACGCGCCGCCGACGGCGGAGCUGGUGCAGCGCCGCGCGGAGGGGGUCACGCGAGGCAUCUCCGAGCUGUGGGCCGCGGCACGCGACCAGCAUCCGAGGCUGGCUGAACGGGCAGACGUUAUCAGGCACGCUGUCAACUCGCUUCUGCUCAUUUUCCCUCAGACCAGCACCAAUCGCGAGUUAAAUCUAAUACUCACUGACCUUCGCGUGGCUUGCGAAGAAGUUACACUUGCCUGUAACGCACCGUCGCCACUACACGAAGUGAGGGCCGCGGCUUACGACCUUGCUAAGGCCACGAAGACUCUGGUAACGCAUUUCCAACCUCCAUCCUAGCGAACACCCUAUUACUACACUACGGUGUAGUCACACUACGCUGUAGUCACGCUACAGUGUAGUCACACUAAAGUUUACUUACACUAUAGUGUCGUCACACUACGGUGAAGUCACACUGCGUUGUAGGUGUACUAAAGUGUUCUUACACU